AUGGACGCUGAGCGCCCCCCCGAUUCUUCUGUGCCCGCUGCCGCUGAACAGGAAUCACCAAGGGGGACAUGGGCCACCCCCGCGGGAACUUCACCACGACCGUCCGCACCACCGCAGGUUGCUAGGCGACAGAUGCUGGCGGCUUUCAGGGCGACGGAUAUUGUUAUCAGUCGCUUGGAUAAUUUGAUGUCCACGGCCGCCGGUCAGGAACGAAUCUUCGCAGUAACCGGCUAUCUCACCCAUGUGCUUCAUCAUCUCCUUGCUUCUGCGCCAUGGAUAGCCGUGCAGACACGUUUAAGCCUCCUUGCUCGGCUGAACUCCCGAGCAAAACCCACCCCGUCUAAGGAUUCCUCGUCACAGUCCCGCCUUCUCGCUUUGUCAUCUCUGAUGUCCGAGACCCGUUAUACGAUCCGGCUCCUGGGCCUCAUUCCCCUGUGGACAUGGGGCUCGGCAACGAUCAAAUCGCCGCCCUCAGACCGCGUUAUGUACACUUUGACGUUGCUACAAGUGUUCGUGAACGUGAUCUACCAAGCUCUCGAGAACGGGGCCUACCUCGCGUCAAAGGGAAUCAUCUCAAAACGGUUUAUCGACAGAUGGGGCGGUCCCGCCAAAUGGGAUCUGUGGAGUAUUCGGGCCUGGUUUGGACAUAUUUUCCUACAGUUCUUCGUACUGUGGAGAAAGCGCGUGUGGCUUAAGAAGAAAAUGGCCGAUCCCUCGACGGAAACAAAAGAGAGCCAGGACGUCGUCAGAGCGGAGAUGCGGGCCUGGAAGAAAAGUUUGGUCAACAAUGUUUGUUGGGCUCCGGUGUGUCUUCACUGGUGCUUUGAGAACGGUAUCGGAUUCCCGAAUAACUUGACGGGACUCGUUAGUUUCAUGGCGGGGGCUUGGGGCGUUGCUGAUAUGUGGGCUGCAACUGCACAGCCCUGA
Messenger RNA from Aspergillus tanneri, 927 nucleotides. RefSeq lists its product as uncharacterized. NCBI's taxonomy places the organism in Eukaryota, Fungi, Ascomycota, Eurotiomycetes, Eurotiales, Aspergillaceae. The transcript has 2 exons. The record is from RefSeq and is a predicted model, not a curated record. Gene Ontology annotation, biological process: peroxisome fission. Gene Ontology annotation, cellular component: peroxisomal membrane. The coding region runs from base 1 to 927 and encodes 308 amino acids.